CCGCUCUAUAAACUUCUAACUCAUCCCACAAAGCCUCUUCCUCUCAUCUUUCUCUCACUGCAAAGAGAGAGAAAGAGAGGAGAGAGAGAGAGAGGGGGGGGAAGGGCCGGCCAGCACUUGUUUGAGAAAAAUGGGAGCCUGUGCUAGCAUGCCUAAGGCCAUGAGAGGUGUAGAUGGUGGGGCACCACCACCGGGGCCACCAAAGGAGGAGACCACUGCCGCUGCUACUGUCCCACCAUCAGAGCCACCUAAGGAUGAGUCCGCCACCGCCACGGACAAGGAGGUGACGGUUGAAGGAGGAGAAAAGAAGGCCGAAGGUGGCAAUGAUAGUGCAAAGCCAGAGGACGAGAAGAAUAAAGAUGGUGAUCGCCGAUCUCUAGGAUCUUUACUCGAGAGUGAAGAAGUGAAGGAGCUACCAAAAACUGAAAAGAUCAGCCCCGAAACCCAAACCAUUGCGGAGGAACAGAAAUCCAAGGCACUUCCCAUAUCGGAUAAGGCUGCCGAAGAACCAGCUGAGAAUGAUGUGGCCCCCUAUGUUGCACCGGUUGCACGUGCCACCGAGGAGGACAAGGAAACAGAAAAUAAGUGAACUAAUUAACAUCUGAUGGGAUGAUAAAAAAAAAUUAAUGAUGGUGUUUGAGGUGAAAUCGUGGAGGCCGGCUUUCAAAUUUAGUUGAUGCUACUAUUGAUGAUCCUUUUAUUUCUUAUGAUUCAAAAGCAAGUGACAAAAGAGUGACACAAAAAGGAAAAGGGAAGUGUAAAAGAAAUGGAUCUAGGUAUCAUAAUUGGUCAGUUCUGGUGGAAUUUUUACUUAAUUUUAAAGGACUUGAAUUUGAUUC
This is a messenger RNA of Rhododendron vialii, 839 nucleotides long. RefSeq lists its product as uncharacterized. NCBI's taxonomy places the organism in Eukaryota, Viridiplantae, Streptophyta, Magnoliopsida, Ericales, Ericaceae. The transcript has 2 exons. Bases 131 to 589 code for a protein of 152 amino acids. The record is from RefSeq and is a predicted model, not a curated record.